AUGAUAGCAGAAGACAUCAGACCGCUGUUUGGCGCGCUGGUCGUGAAGCCUGGGGACUUACGCCAAGAUGGAGAGGGACAAGGUCAGGAGAGUGAAGCGGUGGAUGGGCGAUGGAAGGAGGGAGCUGUACCAAUUUCAGCUCGGUUAGGAUUGCAGAUUGAGCAACAAUUGCUGGUGGGAAAACGAGGCGGACUCGGAGGGAGCCCUAGCGACGCAGGUGAGAAUGGGGCAGCAGCAGUGACUGAUGGCAGUCACUGCUGCUUGCCUGUGUCGGCAGCCGCAACGACGACCCCGACGGAGGACUAUUGUACGAGCCGAGUCUUCAGUACGCCAGUUGGCGAGCUAGUCCCUAGCAGCCAAUGUAGCCCAGGAAACUCGGCAUUGUCUCUACUUACGGGUCUGUCGAAAGAGCAGCACCAUCAGGUUCAGCUGCCCAUGACACUUUCUGCCUCGACCGGUCUCCCGCAAGCCCGACCCGACUCAGCUCUCUCCUCAAUAGUACUCACCGAAGCGGCGGUUGGGUCAUUGCCCUCGGCCCAUCUGCUUAUUCUGACCAACACUGCCCAGCUUUCGGGUCCCAGCCCUGGUUUCGGCUGUCGAAGACUGUAG
Protopolystoma xenopodis is the source of this 609-nucleotide messenger RNA. Lineage: Eukaryota; Metazoa; Platyhelminthes; Monogenea; Polystomatidea; Polystomatidae. The record is from the annotation of a GenBank genome assembly.